Molecule: messenger RNA, 1120 nt
Organism: Halichondria panicea
Lineage: Eukaryota; Metazoa; Porifera; Demospongiae; Suberitida; Halichondriidae
Exons: 4
Coding region: 13-993 (326 amino acids)
Source: RefSeq, a predicted model, not a curated record
UUUCUGCUCUUGAUGAUGGCUCUAAAUAUUGCAAAAGGACAAGUGGGAGACUGUGAUUACUUCUUUUGGAUUGUACCAAGAGCAGAGUACACUCCUGCGUGCAAUCCUGUCGGUAGAUCAAGUUACGUCGACUGCACAGCUCUAAUGUACGAGGCAGAGACGAAUGCAACAAGACCCUCUUUUGAAUUCUAUUGGUCUCCGAAUGCUGACAUGGUUCCAAGCACAUGGAUAAAUAUCACUGCCUCUCCCAGCAAAUACAGUGCAACUGAACGCUACUAUUCAUCAUCAAAUCUCCCCCGGAUUCCUCCUGAGCUGAGUGGUAUCAAUGGUUAUGAGAGACAGCUUACCAUUUCUAGUACAGGAACAUCAGAUUUCGGCUACUACUGGUGUAUAUUAGAGCAUCCACCAGGGAGCUCAAAUAUUGGAAUUUUUGAAUUCUCACAGUCACAAACCCUGCACUUAUACCAGCCAAAUGGAGUGACCACCCCAUGCCCAUCAAGUCGGUACGACUCCACCUACUGGGAAAUUCUAGCAGAACCAGAAUGCUGUGAAAUAAGCAUACCAACUCCCACACCCACUCCGACCACACUAGGAAUGACGAUUGAAGGGGGUAACAAUAAGAAGGAAGCUCAGUGUUGUACGAAUCCAGAAGUGAUUAUAAUCGCAUUAGCGAGUGUAUCAACUGUGAUUUUGAUUUGUAUACUGAGUGUCCCACUGCUGUGUUUCGUUAAGUGUGUUUUGAGGGCACUGGACAAGAGAGAUCUAAAAUUUGCCAGGCGAAUGGCUGACUGGAGAGCUUUGGGAGUAACGAACGAGCAUGAUCACCAUAAAUCUGGACUUAGUGGAUGUGAAAAGUGCAAGAGAGAAAGACAAUCCAGCUACAGCAAAUACUGUGAUUGUGACCACUUGAGAUAUCACGAGGAUCCCAGUUACACAAGAAAGGACUCCAAUAGCAGCAUAGUACAUUUCAGAAAACUCUCUCCUUUCACAUAACGUAUUGUUCACUGAAUUAGCAGAUGUCCUGGGAGUAUACAUUGAAUGCAUGUGUUCUGUAAAGUGUGAAGUAUUUAUACUCCUAUAUAGAGGAAUUACAGUGUACAAAACUAUGGUGAUGAUAUUC